Setaria italica (foxtail millet) is the source of this 1655-nucleotide messenger RNA. RefSeq lists its product as uncharacterized. Lineage: Eukaryota; Viridiplantae; Streptophyta; Magnoliopsida; Poales; Poaceae. The record is from RefSeq and is a predicted model, not a curated record. Gene Ontology annotation, molecular function: GTPase activity; GTP binding. The coding region runs from base 118 to 1365 and encodes 415 amino acids. The transcript is spliced from 6 exons.
CGCGCGUCGCCGUCGCCGUCUCCGUCUCCGUCUCCGAACUUCCCACUCGGCAGCGACGAAACCAAAGCCGGAGACCUUUUGAUCCAGUGCUAGGGUACAGGGCUUUGGUGCGAGGCCAUGGAGGGAUCCCUGGAGGCGCGGCCCGGCGUCCUCCUCGUCGGCGCCCCCGGCGUCGGCAAGCGAACCAUCCUCUCCCGGCUGCUGGCAGCUGAAAUACCUGACUCGCAUGACUUAUCAUCUGGUGUGCUGUGUCAGGGGUGGACAAUUGACACAAAGUAUUACUCAGCUGAUCUUUCCAUCUGGACAGCAAAUCUUGGUGAAGAAUUUUCUCUUGGUUCCCUUCCUCAUCUAGAUCAGUUGGCAGCUCUUGUUAUGGUCUUCGAUAUGAGUGAUGAAUCAUCCUUGCUUACUUUGCAAAGUUGGGCUGCCAAUGUUGAUAUGCAGAGGUUUGAGGUCUUGUUGUGCAUUGGAAAUAAAGCAGAUCUUGUACCUGAUCAUGGUGCACAUGUAGAAUAUAGGAGGCGUAUGCAAAGGCUUGGGGAGUCAAGUUCUGAUCCACACCCUGAAUAUUUGGACUUUGGGAUAAAUGAAAGUGAGGGUUGCGGCUUGUUAUCAGUGGAAGAACCAUGCAUCGAGAUCAGAAACUCUACUUCACAGUGGUGUAUUGAUCAGAACAUAGAGUAUAUCGAGGCCUGUGCUUCCAAUACUGACUUUGAUAAAUGUCUAUCAGUGGAUGGUGAUAGCCAAGGCUUAGAGCGACUCUUUGGAGCUCUUUCUGCACAUAUGUGGCCUGGGAUGAUUCUGAAAUCUGGAAACAGAAUAACUGCUCCGUCCUUGGUUGAAAAAGAAGAAUCUUCGGAUGAUGAAUCCAACUAUGAUUUUGAGUACGAGGUCCUGUCCCAUGGAUCUGAUGACCAGUGGGAAUUCGUCGGUGAGACAAGUACAUCCAGAAGCUUUGAGAGAUCAAAUGAGGCUAAUGGUACACAGGAACACACACAUCAAGUUGUGAAUGCCAGCGCUGAUUCUUCAAAACCCAACGCUCUACCGAGUCACGCACCCACAGAAACUGCUGAAGAAAAUACUGUAACUCAGAGCAACAAAGCUGGCGAUAGUGAUCAUGUGGAUAGGACCACAGCAGAUAGUGCCGACGACCAUCAAGGUGAUGCCCCAGAGGCUAACAACCUGUUUGAUGAUGAGCAUUAUGGUCUAGAUGACCUGGAGAAGUUAAUGUCGGAGAUUGGCAACAUGAGAUCCAACCUAAGGCUCAUGCCUGACUUCCAGAGGAGAGAGAUGGCUGCAAAGCUAGCCAUGAAAAUGGCAGCCAUGUUUGGUGAUGAUGAUGAAGAGGCAUUUGAGGAUUUGUAAGGCAACUCAUGCAAUUCCACCUUAUUGCGUAUUACCAGACAGGUUGCAAAUGAUGGAAAAAAUGUUUUUGUACAGGCCGAUGAGCCUCUGGCCACAUAGGGCACUUCUCAUGAUAAUGUCUUUGUUUAGGGGAAAAAAUUGUGCCUGUGGGCAAGAUGUAUUAUUAUAAACUAUAUUCCCUCGAGUCCACGGGGGUAACUUCAUGACUAUGUUAUGGUGAAAUUGAGGAAAAAUCAAUGUGGUGAUAUUUUAGAAUCGCAAAUAGAAAAAGAGAGAACCUUCCAACUCUA